This is a messenger RNA of Trypanosoma cruzi, 967 nucleotides long. Its product is annotated as trans-sialidase, putative. The annotation marks the transcript as partial. NCBI's taxonomy places the organism in Eukaryota, Euglenozoa, Kinetoplastea, Trypanosomatida, Trypanosomatidae. Gene Ontology annotation, molecular function: exo-alpha-sialidase activity. The transcript has a single exon. The record is from RefSeq and is a predicted model, not a curated record.
GAAGAAGUGGGACAGCCACCUGUCCAGCAAUUGCACCCCUGCUGAUUCUGCUGCUUCGUCGUCCGAGCGUGGUUGUGGUCCCGCUGUCACCACGGUUGGUCUUGUUGGCUUUUUGUCCCACAGUGCCAACAAGACCAAGUGGAAGGAUGCGUACCGCUGCGUGGACGCAAGCACGGCAAAUGCGGAGAGAGUUUCAAACGGUUUGAAGUUUGCGGGGGUUGGCGGAGGGGCGCUUUGGCCGGUGAGCCAGCAGGGGCAGAAUCAACGGUAUCGUUUUGCAAACCACGCGUUCACGCUGGUGGCGUCGGUGACGAUUCACGAGGUUCCGAGCGUCGCGAGUCCUUUGCUGGGUGCGAGCCUGGACUCUUCUGGUGGCAAAAAACUCCUGGGGCUCUCGUACGACGAGAAGCACCAGUGGCAGCCAAUAUACGGAUCAACACCGGUGACGCCGACCGGAUCGUGGGAGACGGGUAAGAGGUACCACGUGGUUCUUACGAUGGCGAAUAGAAACGGCUCCGUGUACAUUGAUGGAGAACUUCUGAAGGGUUCAGGGCAGACCGUUGUGCCAGACGAGAGGACGCCUGACAUUUCCCACUUCUACGUUGGCGGGUAUGGAAGGAGUGAUAUGCCAACCAUGAGCCACGUGACGGUAACCAAUGUUCUUCUUUACAACCGCCAGCUGGAUGCCAAGGAAAUCAGGACCUUGUUCUUGAGCCAGGACCUGAUAGGCACGGAAGGAAACCUGGACAGCAGCGACGACGACGACGGCGGCCCCAACAGUACGUCCUCAACUCCCUUUGAAAGUGGUGACAAAAGUACGCCUUCGAUGCCUUUUGCCGGUGGCGUCUACCGUAAUUUUUUCGCUUUUGUUGACGGCGGUGCAUUUUCGGCUUUUUCGGGUGGAAGAGUUUUCCUGUGUGCGUGGGCUUUGCUGCUGCAUCUGCUCCUGAUGAUUGCUUUUGUUUGA